AUGGCAGCAAGACUAGAGAAUUUUAAUGCAGGCGAUGAUUACAAGAUUGUGGAUGUGAUUGGUGAGGGUGCUUAUGGCGUUGUCUGCUCUGCUAUUCAGCAAAGCACGGGGAGAAAGGUGGCUAUUAAGCGCAUCCUACCCUUUGACCAUGCUAUGUUCUGUCUGCGUACCUUGCGUGAAAUUAAGCUUUUAAAGUACUUUCAACAUGAAAAUAUUGUGUCUAUACUGGAUAUUGUUAAACCAGCUACAUUGGAGGAUUUUACUGAAGUUUAUCUAAUCCAGGAGCUUAUGGAAACGGAUAUGCACCGGGUGAUCCGUACUCAAGAGUUGUCCGAAGACCAUUGUCAAUAUUUUACUUAUCAGACUUUGCGCGCACUGAAAGCAAUGCAUUCGGCAAACAUCCUUCACCGUGAUCUUAAACCAAGUAAUCUUCUUUUAAAUGCCAACUGUGAUCUAAAGAUUUGUGAUCUUGGUCUGGCACGUUCUGCUAAUUCUGCUGAUGAGAAUAGUGGAUUUAUGACAGAGUAUGUGGCUACCAGAUGGUAUAGAGCACCCGAGAUCAUGUUGACCUUUAAAGAAUAUACAAAGGCCAUUGAUGUCUGGUCAGUGGGGUGUAUUCUGGCAGAGUUGAUGAGUGGAAAACCAUUAUUUCCUGGAAGAGAUUACCACCAUCAACUUACCUUAAUUCUUGAUGUACUCGGUACACCCACAAUGGACGAUUUUUAUGGCAUCAAAAGCAGAAGGGCAAGAGACUAUAUUCGAUCUUUGCCUUUCAAGAGACGGAUCCCAUUUUCACGGUUAUUUCCCACUGCGAGUCCAAUGGCCGUUGAUUUACUAGAAAAGUUACUUACCUUUAAUCCAGAAAAACGAAUCACAGUAGCAGAAGCACUUGAACAUCCCUAUCUUGAACCAUAUCAUGACCCUAACGAUGAACCUGAUGCCCCUCCAAUCAAUGAAAGCUUUUUUGACUUUGACAAGUACAAGGAUCAAUUGACCAAAGAGCAAUUAAAACAACUUCUUUACCAGGAGAUCGUUAACUAG
Phycomyces blakesleeanus NRRL 1555(-) is the source of this 1041-nucleotide messenger RNA. RefSeq lists its product as hypothetical. The coding region runs from base 1 to 1041 and encodes 346 amino acids. Gene Ontology annotation, biological process: intracellular signal transduction; protein phosphorylation. Gene Ontology annotation, cellular component: cytoplasm; nucleus. Lineage: Eukaryota; Fungi; Mucoromycota; Mucoromycetes; Mucorales; Phycomycetaceae. The transcript has 10 exons. The record is from RefSeq and is a predicted model, not a curated record. Gene Ontology annotation, molecular function: ATP binding; MAP kinase activity.